GUUGCUCGGGGACAAGUUCCCGGGACGUACAUAGUUUGCAGUCAACAACACUGUACAGCAUUUGAAGUCCCCGGUCAAACAUGAACGUGAACCAGGGAACUGUGGGCAGCGACCCGGUCAUUCUGGCCACGGCCGGUUACGACCACACGGUCCGUUUCUGGCAGGCCCACAGCGGCAUCUGCACCAGGACCGUCCAGCACCAGGACUCUCAAGUAAAUUCCCUCGAGGUCACACCAGACAGGAGCAUGAUUGCAGCUGCAGGUUACCAGCACAUCCGCAUGUACGACCUGAACUCCAACAACCCAAACCCAGUCAUCAACUACGACGGAGUCAGCAAGAACAUCACGUCAGUGGGCUUUCAUGAGGACGGACGCUGGAUGUACACGGGUGGAGAGGACUGCAUGGCUCGCAUAUGGGACCUGAGGUCAAGAAAUCUGCAGUGUCAGAGGAUUUUUCAAGUCAAUGCUCCCAUCAACUGUGUGUGUCUGCAUCCGAACCAGGCAGAGCUGAUCGUAGGAGACCAGAGUGGAGUGAUCCACAUCUGGGAUCUCAAGACCGACCACAAUGAGCAGCUGAUCCCGGAGCCGGAGGUCUCCAUCAACGCGGUUCACAUCGACCCGGAUGCCAGUUACAUGGCUGCGGUCAACAGCUCGGGAAACUGUUACGUGUGGAACCUCGCCGGAGGCCUCGGAGACGAAGUGACUCAGCUCAUUCCCAAAACUAAGAUCCCAGCACACAAACGUUAUUCUCUCCGCUGCAAGUUCAGCCCGGAUUCAACACUGUUGGCCACCUGCUCGGCAGAUCAGACCUGUAAGAUCUGGAGAACGUCCAACUUCUCGCUCAUGACCGAGCUCAGCAUCAAGAGCAACAAUCCCGGCGAGACGUCCAGGGGCUGGAUGUGGGACUGCGCUUUCUCCGGAGACUCACAGUACAUCGUCACCGCUUCUUCUGAUAAUCUGGCUCGUCUGUGGUGCGUGGAAACCGGGGAGAUUAAGCGGGAAUACAGCGGCCACCAGAAGGCCGUGGUGUGUUUGGCCUUCAAUGACAGCGUCCUGGGCUGAAGAUGAAGAGACAUUUGACUUCAGGACAUGGAGUAAGAACUUUUCUGUCAGGACUGGACAAUUUUUGAUCCUCAUGAUAAAAGUGGAGGCUCUGAUUUGAACACAGUGAUGUUUCCUCCUGCCUGAUGAGAACUGUAAGUACUCAAUUACAGACUUUUAUUAAUAACAUACAUGGUGGUUUUUAUCUGUUACCUCACAGGUUUGUCUACCAAACCCUAAACCAUGUUUAUCAUGUUGAUUUUAAGGACUUGAGGUGGACCGAUGUGGGUCUUUCUGGGGCCAAUAAGUGAUUUUUGACCCAUAUGUUAUAUUUUUGAGUUUUAGUGACUCGGCCAAUUAUUAAAAAGAAAUCGCAAAUAUCAGCCCAACCUAUUGAUCGGUCGACCUCUAAUAAGGACCACAUUGAUCUCUAUGUUCAGGUUUGUCAUGGAAUUGAUUGAUGCCUCAUGUGUUCUGUAUAUGUAAAAAUACACUUAAAUUCUCUUUAUUUAAAGUCAA
This is a messenger RNA of Solea senegalensis (Senegalese sole), 1559 nucleotides long. It is a transcript of the gene mlst8, whose product is annotated as MTOR associated protein, LST8 homolog (S. cerevisiae). The coding region runs from base 81 to 1061 and encodes 326 amino acids. NCBI's taxonomy places the organism in Eukaryota, Metazoa, Chordata, Actinopteri, Pleuronectiformes, Soleidae. Gene Ontology annotation, biological process: regulation of actin cytoskeleton organization; TOR signaling. The transcript has 9 exons. Gene Ontology annotation, cellular component: TORC1 complex; TORC2 complex. Gene Ontology annotation, molecular function: protein binding. The record is from RefSeq and is a predicted model, not a curated record.